Molecule: messenger RNA, 3949 nt
Organism: Bombus huntii
Lineage: Eukaryota; Metazoa; Arthropoda; Insecta; Hymenoptera; Apidae
Exons: 3
Coding region: 2710-3243 (177 amino acids)
Source: RefSeq, a predicted model, not a curated record
UUGUGUUACGCGACGAAUAUUUUGUUAAAAUAUAUUAACAUUUGCUGGAUAAAAAGGUUAAAGAUUUUCGAUAUUUUAUUUCUUCGUUCUCCUCGAAAAGGAUAGAAAUCGAAACGGGUCAUUUACCAUUAGGAAUUCUUUCAUUUUUUUGUACGUUAUCUAUUACGAUAAUAAGUAAUAUAAUUUAUAAAUAAAUAAUUCCAACCUACGGUUAUAUAUCUGAGGACGGAAAUGCUCGUUAGAAUUACGAUUGUAUGAAAAAGAUACUUCAAUCUGGUUAGUGGGAGCACCAUCGUGAUUAAGUGAACAUCAUUUAUUUUUAUUCAAAUUAUAGUAUCAAACUGGAACAUCAAUUUAUGAAAAAUUAUACCUAUGAAAACGUGAAUCUUUAACGCACAAUAUCAAAUCCCAAACAUUUAUCUUCAAUGAUUUAUCUUACCUCGACGUCCUUCAUAUCUGGAACCUCUCCGCUUCUUUCUUUUUUUCCCACUUCCUUUAACAGCCAACGCUGUAUUUCGAGAUCGCGCUGCCACACGUAGAAUGUGUCUGGGCGAAAGUAAAUCACAGAAGAACGAUCCCAAUGAUCGUGACUUUCGUUCUCGGAAGGCUACGACCUUGGACAAGGCCGUUGCGACGAUUUCAUGGAGGAGCAGAGAAAAAGGACAGGAACAAAAGCGAACACUGUUCGAUGACUGCACCUUCAAGGCGAUUGGGUUAUGGAUCCCGGUUGAACGCGAUCAUGAAAAGGACAACUGGUUCUCGAUAUGUGACUGGAUCUCUAUUUGUGGAUCCAUUAUUAGUUUCUCUUUUACGAGAUUCCUCUUGGAAUUUAGGAAUUUAUUUCAUUCCAUCUAUUAUAUUUAUUACAUUCGAAUUUAUUAUAUCUAUCAACUUGAAAUUUACAGAUAUAUAAAAUUUUAUUUUAUUUUUUUAUUAUUUUUCUAUUCCUUUUGUCAAAUAUAUUUAGAUUGUUGGAACACACGCGAUGCCUGUAACGCUAUCUGAGGAUUCGAUUAAUAAAAUCUAUCAAGGGACGAUAAGAGAAGAAAAGAUCGCGAAUGAUAUGUGAAAUAUGAUGUUUCUUAUCGAUUGUUAAUUGUGAUAUGUAUUGUAAUUUUUAUAUGAUUAUAUUUUAUAUUGUAUUUCGUGAUAUGUAUUUGUGAUUAUUAAUUGUGUAUGUGUUUUGGCUAAAAAUCUGGAAUUUAAAAAGUCACUUUUUCAUACGUUUUAUUCUUGUUGAGAAUUUCUUUCAAUAUUACUUCCGAGAAUUACUAUGUUCCUUUCGUUUUCCUUCGUAGGAAUACGAGAUAUUCUUCUCUAGAAAGCUUCUUAAGAAACGUAGUGUUCUGAUAUUUAGCUUUCGAAAUCACGUUAAUUAAUACAUAGCUUUUACAUCUCGAAAGUACGAGCAGUUUGCUUACGAAUUUGCGAGGACAGUAAUUAGGAGAUAAACAAAGACGUAAAGCUGGUUGUAAAAUCAUACCGCCCACAUUUAACAGUCCAUGCAAGUUCGUAGAAUCCAUCUUAAUGAACUUUUAGCUUUAACCUAGCUUUCCGCUUCACUAAAGAUUUCUUCGAUUCCGAGAAGUUUGUUGCAGUGAACGAAACCCAUUUGGCAAACGCGGCGAAGGUAAGAGAUCGAAUUGAAUAUUACGACAGAAAGGAGGAAGUGGAGUUUUCACUUUUUAGUUGGGUAGUGACUGAUAACAAACGACGAGUUGGCACGUCUUUUCGAUAACGCUUGUGAAUAUUAAAAUUGUUUCUCAUACAAAUAGGACGCAAAUAGAAGAACGAAACUCGCCAGUAGAUAAAUGUACUUAAAUCGCAGAGUGAAUUUCAGUAAAUAAAAAUUGUAUUAUUAGAUUUCAAUGUCAAUAGAUUAUUUUAAUACUAUACUAUUAACUAUACUUUAUAUAGAUUAUAAUUAUAGUGUUGAUAGAUUUCAGGUAAACUGCAAAAAGUUUAAAAUAAUAAUUUUACAUAAAAACCAAUCUACUGAAAAUAUAUUAUUAUUGAGAAUUUGAAUUUUCAUUUCAAUUUACCAGUUACAUGUGCAAAACAACUAUAAAACAAUAGACACUUUUUACAAUAUUCAUCUUUUCGAAUAAAUAGAUUAGAGAAUUUCAAUAAAAUUUUUAACAGAUUACAUGCACAAAAACAAGUUUAGUCUUCGUGCAUUUUCUAUGUAUCUGCCCUCAAGAAAUUAAUCACAUCGACUUACGCCCAUACUCAGAUUAUAUAUUCGAUAUUUAUUUUUCAUACGCAUCAACAAUUUUAAGAAAAUUCGUAAUGUUCGAUUUAAAUGAAAACAAAAUUCUGUAAAUAUAUAUACAUAUAUUUGAUAUGAUUUGUUGAAUAUUAUCAGACGAGUUAAGUCGUCUUCGCCAAACAAGAUAGUUCGUAUAUAUUGUAGUAAUUUAAAAGAGUUAACAGAUUUGAACAGGAUAGAAAAUACGGCUAGAAGUUUCGAACACGCGAAGCAUAUAUAAUUUAGUAAUAGUAGUGUUAUCCAGAAGGUAUGAGGGUACCUCCAUUCGAUAAGAGGAAUCCUAUGUACGGGAAGCGUUAUAUAUUCAGACUGCCAGUUGCGGCAUCGCUUCACGCAGUUGCAUUUCGAUUAUUGCGCAUCGUGGAAACUCCUGUGAACCGUUGGAACGUGUUUUCCCUCGACGGAAGUUGGGAUUAUCGUGGAAAUCGAUUUUCGAAACGAUGUCGCCUGUUUUGCUCUUGAUCGUAGUGAUUGUUGGAACACAUGCGAUACCUGUAACGCUAUCUGAGGAUUCGAUUAAUAAAAUCGAUCAAGGGACGAUAAGAGAAGAAAAGAUCGCGAAUGAAGACUCAGGUGACCCGCCAGUUUUCGAACACAUCGUUGAAAAUUCUGACACCAACAGCACGUCAAAACCAAGCCUACUCGCCUGGUUCCUCACGCCAUUGACUCAGAAUCUGCAGAUCAACCCCCAAACUCUGCAGAACCGUGUCAGCCAGCUCAAGGAAGCGCUGAAGAAUCUUGGACUUGGAAAUCGUAACGACUCGAAAGGAAAGCAAUUGAAUAACGCAAACAAUUUGCUACAUGUCGCGAGUGUAAGCGAUUCUGGCUUUUACACGGAUAGAUUGGAACCAGCUGGAUUCUUCGGUGGAAAUGGCUGGCUAGCGAAUAAAGGUGGAAUCUUAGGUCGUCCUGGAGCGAUUCUCUCUACUGGUAGCAUUCUCACAGACUAUCCAUCCGCCUAUAGAAGAAAAUAGGCGAAUUUUCAGAAAGAUAUUCCUUCGAGUUUGAUGAGGGAUUAGUGGACCGUAGCGUAGAGGGAUCGUAGCAUGUCAGAGAGAGAGAGAAGAUCGCAACGUAUUUUAUUUUAUAUUUGAUCGAAGGAAAUUAACACAGAUGAGUUAUGUGCAAUGUCUUUAGUUUAACGUUAUUUCUCAUUUAUUUGGAAAUUAAAGAUAAGAUUUAUGUUGCCGUGUUAAUUGAAAUAGGCGUAUCUGUUCAGAAAGUGGUUUGGGGAAAAAUGACUUUUAAGUGUUUGACAAUCAGCCAUCGAUUUUACGUACGUCCGAAAUAUGAACCGUUAUAUCUUCAAUACAGAUACCGCUUUCUUAUUGAAUAUACACAUAGAUAAAUGAUUUUUGCGCUACCCGACAGCAAUGAUUCGAUUUAAGCGAAAAUUGCAGAUAAGCCCUUUCGACUUAACACGGCGGGAUGAUUAACCCAAUUUUUACAUUUUAUAUACUGUAAAUGUAAUAUUCUAAUUUUUAAAGUAAUAAUCACUCUACUACAAGAUUGUUGUAGUCUGAACAAUAGGUACUUUCAUCAAUUUUUAGUUAAAAUUAUCUUCUAUAUAAUCGUAUAAUUCUAGUGCGAAUUGAUAGUAAUUUUAUGUUGUUUUUUAUACUAGAGGAAGAUCUUAGAUCUGUGAGAUAGUAUGAACAUAUACAUAGUAUGAACGUAAUA